AUGGGUCUGCUCUCUUUGUGGUGCUCUGAGGGUGCCUACCUUAGGUCCUUUGCUCGAUUUCUGCUGGGAUUCCUAGGCUUCAUCUUCUGGGGUACUGCUGCAGCUCAGAUGUUUGGUGGAGUUUCAGUGAUCCUGAUGCUCAAGAACUACAGAUGUUUAUUUCAGGAGUCUUACUUGUCUCUCCCUGGUUGGUUGGCUCUUGCAACUGCACUUAUGUUGCUACCUACUGGAGUUUUGGCUGUCUCUAUUUCUGUUAAGUGUUCCCGCAAACAGCAAGGGACUCUCAUGUACUUGCUGCUGCUCCUUCUUUGCUUAGAAAUGUCUUCGGCAACUCUGGCAGGUUUCUACUGUGUUAGGACAGCUUCUCAGCUGGAAAGUGCUAUGGGUUACCUUGUUCACCAGCACAAGUGGACGUGCUCCCAGGAUCCUGGAAAUGGUGCUAUGGAUGUGAUACAGAGGGAGCUGCAGUGUUGUGGGGUCCACAACUACACAGACUGGCUAAAGGCAUCAUCCUCUUUGUACUAUCCAGCUUGUGUCCCUGAAAGCUGCUGUAAGGAGGAGCAUUCUCACUGCAGGGGAGACUUAGACCAUGUGGAGCAGCUUUCUGAGGAAGGCUGUCUAAAGAAGCUGGAAGACCAAUUGUAUUUUUCCAUGCUGUACAUUUUUUGGUGUUGUACUGUGCUAAGCAUCUUGGAGCUCUUGGCUGCUGUCAGCAAUGGCAUCCUCAUGAGACGUCAGCCAUUCCAUGAACUUCGUAUUCUGGACUCGUACACCUUCUUACAGGACUAUUGGUACUAG
Molecule: messenger RNA, 798 nt
Organism: Pyrgilauda ruficollis (rufous-necked snowfinch)
Lineage: Eukaryota; Metazoa; Chordata; Aves; Passeriformes; Passeridae
Product: tetraspanin-3-like
Exons: 1
Coding region: 1-798 (265 amino acids)
Cellular component (GO): membrane
Source: RefSeq, a predicted model, not a curated record